CAUAGUUUAAAGUAUCGGUACAUACCGACUUCGCCGCACAAAAAGCGAUGCAGCUCCUCCACACAUUCUAAUUCGAUGUCCUACAUGACGACUUUGAACAAUGUCUCCAAGGCCUUAGUGGUACUCACCAGUCUCUGGUUGCUGAUUCUCAAUGCUGAAGCUGCCCCCAGUUUCUUCUAUCAUCUUUGCAGUAAUACACCCACUAACACUCCCAUUAAUGCAACCACCAACACUCCCAACAGCACUUUUCAAUCUAAUCUCAAUCUCCUCCUCUCUGAUCUUUCUUCUAACAGUACACACAAAUGGUUUUAUAAUGCAAGCGUCGGCAAUGAUGCCUCUAGUCCGGCUUAUGGCCUGUUUCUCUGUCGAGGCGAUGUUACCAUUGAUGUUUGUAAUGACUGUGUGGUGACUGCUGGGAAAGAUAUAGUCCAUAGGUGCCCUAGAAAGGAAGUGGCAUAUAUUUGGUAUGAUGAGUGCAUGUUACAUUAUAACAACAGGUUCUUUUUUGCGUCCUUGGAUGCAACACCCAUAGAAUUAUUUAGGUGGUCUGGAUAUGAUGUCAGGGAACCUAAUCGCUUCGCGCAAGUGCUGGGAGGUAUUAUGGAUGAUUUGGCAACUCGGGCAUCGAGCGAUCAACCUUUGGAUGAUGAGAAUGUUACCAGGUUUGCAACUGGAGAGGCUAACUUCACAAGUCUUCAAACAAUAUAUGGCCUACUGCAGUGCACACCAGAUUUAUCCAAAUUUGAUUGUAACCGAUGCCUCCGAAUGUCCAUAGCUAUUCUGGCUGACUGCUGUAAUGCAAAGAUAGGUGCUAGAGUUUUGCAUCCAAAUUGUAAUCUCAUGUACCCAUUCUACCGUAGUACAGCCAGAGAACCCCCACCUACACGAGCAACUAGUUCAGGAGGUAAAACUUCGAAUCAAACGCCUAUAUGA
This is a messenger RNA of Ilex paraguariensis (yerba mate), 933 nucleotides long. The record is from the annotation of a GenBank genome assembly. NCBI's taxonomy places the organism in Eukaryota, Viridiplantae, Streptophyta, Magnoliopsida, Aquifoliales, Aquifoliaceae.